Messenger RNA from Eimeria maxima, 1308 nucleotides. RefSeq names its product glycylpeptide N-tetradecanoyltransferase, putative. Gene Ontology annotation, biological process: N-terminal peptidyl-glycine N-myristoylation. NCBI's taxonomy places the organism in Eukaryota, Apicomplexa, Conoidasida, Eucoccidiorida, Eimeriidae. The record is from RefSeq and is a predicted model, not a curated record. Gene Ontology annotation, cellular component: cytoplasm. The transcript is spliced from 12 exons. Gene Ontology annotation, molecular function: glycylpeptide N-tetradecanoyltransferase activity. The annotation marks the transcript as partial.
AUGCCAAAGGACUGCUGCUCCAAGGAGGAGGAGGCGCGGCAGCAGCCGAAGUCAAGGGGAGAGGAAACCCCUGCAACUGCGAGUUCCGCUUCUGUACCAGACAAUGCAGAGCGAAACAGCAAACCAGAAGCAGCAGAAGCUGCAGCAGCAGUAGCAGAGACGGCGGCCAAAGGGCAACAGAUAAAGGCUAACUCUAUGGCUUCCGCGGCUUCCUUGGUGCAGGCAAUAAGGGGGUCAGCCUCUUGUCUUCUUUCAAUUCCUCCUCCUGUCCUUUCGCCCUCGAUACCUUUAGGAGCAGCAGAGGCGAAUUUAUGCUCAUGUGUGUCUCAGGAUGAAGGCCCAAUCGAUGCAACGAAGACGGUGGAAGAUGUCAAGAAGGAACCGUACAAUUUGCCUAAUGGAUUUGUUUGGUCCGAAUGCUCUGUGGAGGACCCGCAAGUGCUGGAUGAGGUGGGUGCAACACCAGGAGUUAGGAUUUUUAGUCGUUUGGCGAAGGAUAGCGACGUUGCAUUGCUAUCACUGUACAACUUGCUCGCGCUUCACUACGUAGAAGACGACGACAAUUUGUUUCGUUUUAACUACGGAAAGGACUUUUUGGUUUGGGCUCUGAAUCCUCCGAAUUUCUUCAAAGAAUGGAUUAUUGGGGUUCGCGUUGAGGCAUCUCAAAAGGAUUCAUCUCCGCCAUCCCCACAACUCUCAUGUGCAACUCUAAAAGAAUCAGAGUUGCAGAAGUCAAUUUUCUCUGCGUACACAAGAAACUUCGAAGCAAGCGUCUCGCUCCGCAUUGGCUUUUUCCUUAAAGUGAUUCCUGAGGUAAACGACCUAAGAGUCACACUUCAGUGUUGUUCAACAGUUAGGCUAUCAGGCAUUAGGCAUUUCAUCGUAGGAGCAUUACAACCUAAAUGGGUGCAACUUGGGCGUAUCUGCAGACAGUUUAAGCUGUACCCAGAUUUCACAAUAGAAGAAGUGCAGCACUGGCUAAUGCCAAAGGACGGAGUUGUACAUGUGUACGUUCGAGAACAGGAAGGAAAAGUAACAGAUUUAAUUUCAUUUUAUGAACUGCCAUCUUCUGUCAUCGGAAACCAAAAGCACAAAGAAGUCAAAGCGGCUUACUCCUUUUACAACGUGGCGACGUCCGUUCCUUUGAAGGAACUAAUUCAAGAUGCUCUUUGCCUUGCCAAGCAAAAAGACUUCGACGUGUUCAACGCUCUGGAUGUAAUGGAAAACAAAACUUUCGUGGAGGAACUCAAAUUUGGUGUUGGUGAUGGCUUUUUACGAUACUACCUCUACAACUGGCGGUGCCCUCAG